GCGGCCGCCCCUCCUCGGCCGGCCCGCAGCAGAGCGGCGGCGGCGGCGGCUUCCGGGGGAGCCCUCUUGCCUUCAACAAAGAUGGUGCUCUCCGCGCAAGCUCCGCGGGCGCCGGCGCGCCCUGGGUAGCUUCCCGCUCCCCUCGUGCUUGCUGUGAGUAGCCGGUAUUCAUUCAUGGGUUAUGCAGGUUGCCAGAUGGAUGCCAGAGACAAGCAGCUUUUACGCUCCCUGCGCCUGGAGCUCUGCACAGAGGUGCUGGUGGAUGGACUCGUUAUUCAGUAUCUCUACCAAGAAGGGAUUCUCACAGACAGUCAUGUUCAAGAAAUAAAAGCCCAAACCACUAGUCAGAGGAAAACCAUGAUGCUCCUCGAUAUUCUUCCCACCAGAGGACCCAAAGCUUUUGAUGCAUUCUUGGACUCCUUACAGGAAUUCCCGUGGGUUAAGGACAAGCUGAUCCUGAAGCGUAAGGAAAUGACAAUACAAGAUCCUUCAGACUUAACUGAAGUUGCACCAUGCAUUUUGAAGAUGUCACCAACAGAUCAGCAGUUGAACAAGCUGGCGAGGAAACUGGGACCUGAAUGGGAGCAUGUAGUUCUGUGCUUGGGUUUGUCCCAUACUGACAUCUAUCGAUGUAAAGUCAAUCACCCUCACAACCUGCAGUCACAGAUCGUAGCUGCAUUUGUCCUGUGGAAACAGCGUUUGGGGAAAAAAGCAACAAUCCAAAGUCUUCAUGCCAGUCUGAAGGCAGAGGAAGUGGAUCCUUCGGUGAUACAGUAUAUGCUUGAAUGAAACCAUGCUAUUUAUUCAGAGCUUCCACGUAUUUCAUUAAAUCAAGUAAAGAGGAUGGAAAUGUAUGUUGAAGAUCGGAUGCCUCAAACUGUAAAAAAAAGUGGGGUUGGGAACUGUGAUUUUAUUAAGCUUAAACAUUCCAGUUUUCUGUGGCAUCUUGUGACUUGUAAUUCUUUUCAUGCCAGAUUAAUUUUU
Messenger RNA from Cinclus cinclus, 984 nucleotides. RefSeq names its product CASP2 and RIPK1 domain containing adaptor with death domain (gene CRADD). The record is from RefSeq and is a predicted model, not a curated record. Lineage: Eukaryota; Metazoa; Chordata; Aves; Passeriformes; Cinclidae. The transcript has 4 exons. Gene Ontology annotation, molecular function: protease binding; death domain binding. The coding region runs from base 175 to 789 and encodes 204 amino acids. Gene Ontology annotation, biological process: signal transduction; regulation of apoptotic process.